Molecule: messenger RNA, 2799 nt
Organism: Parnassius mnemosyne (clouded apollo)
Lineage: Eukaryota; Metazoa; Arthropoda; Insecta; Lepidoptera; Papilionidae
Source: the annotation of a GenBank genome assembly
AUGUGGUUUUGCUACAUUAUAUUGGCUCUUGCAUUGAGUAAUCAUAUCGUGACGGCGGAUAUAGAAGAUCGCAGGCGCUUCUCAAAUCCAACAUAUUACAAUGUGGGAGGGGUCCUGUCGAGUAACGAGUCAGUCGCUUUCUUCAAGGAUACUAUCUCGAAUCUUAAUUUCAAAGACCAAUAUGUUCCUCGGGGUGUAACAUAUCAUGACUACUCAAUUUUGAUGGACCCCAACCCUAUAAAAACAGCUUUGAAUGUUUGCAAGGAUUUAAUUGGACAUCGUGUGUACGCCGUCAUCGUGUCACAUCCAUUAACAGGAGAGCUCUCGCCAGCAGCUGUAUCGUAUACGAGCGGUUUCUAUCACAUCCCAGUCAUAGGAAUUUCGUCAAGGGAUUCUGCUUUCUCUGAUAAAAAUAUACAUGUGUCGUUUUUACGUACAGUGCCACCGUAUUCGCAUCAGGCGGACGUGUGGGUUGACGUACUUAAACAUUUUAAUUACAUGAAAGUUAUUGUCAUUCAUAGUUCUGAUACAGACGGUAGAGCCAUUCUUGGAAGGUUCCAAACUACCUCUCAAAGUAUAGAUGAAGACGUAGAUCGUAAAGUAGUCGUUGAGCAGGUGAUUGAAUUUGAGCCUGGUUUGGAUUCGUUUAGCGACCGCUUGAUCGAUGUCAAGAGCGCCCAAGCUAGAGUCUUCCUCAUGUAUGCUAGUAAGACUGACGCGGAAAUAAUAUUCCGUGAUGCCACGUACCUCAAUAUGACAACCACGGGUUACGUGUGGAUGGUGACGGAGCAGGCAUUGGACGCCGCAAAUGCACCUGAAGGUCUGCUUGGGUUGCGCCUGGUCAAUGCUACUAAUGAACAUGCCCAUAUACAAGAUUCCAUCUAUGUAUUAGCGUCUGCGAUACGUGACAUGAACACCUCUGAAGAGAUUCAUGCCCCUCCAUCUGACUGUGACAACUCAGGCUCUAUUUGGACAACUGGACGAUUGCUAUUCGACUACAUUCGUCGGCAAAGUUUAGAGAAUGGUGCUACUGGACACGUGGCAUUUGACGAUCACGGCGAUAGAGUUCACGCGGAGUAUGACAUGGUGAACGUUAGGGCACAGGGCGAACAUGUUGCAGUUGGGAAAUAUUUUUAUUCUAAGGAAACCCAAAAGAUGCGUCUGGAACUGAAGGAGCACGAGAUCAUUUGGAUGGGCCGAAGUUUAUCGAAGCCUGAAGGGUUUAUGAUACCGACUCACCUCAAGGUGUUGACAAUAGAAGAGAAACCAUUUGUGUACGCGCGUCGUAUCUUCGACGACAGUGAUUGCACACCUGAAGAAAUACCUUGUCCACAUUACAACGCUAGUGAUGACAUUGACUAUAUGUUUUGCUGCAAGGGUUUCUGCAUAGACCUGUUACGCUAUUUAUCGAAGGCAAUCAAUUUCACGUACUCGCUCGCGCUCUCACCAGACGGGCAGUUCGGAAAUUACAUCAUACGUAAUUUAUCCGCACCAGGAGCAAAAAAAGAAUGGACGGGGCUUAUAGGUGAACUGGUUUACGAACGCGCUGAUAUGAUAGUUGCCCCUUUGACAAUAAAUCCCGAACGUGCAGAAUUCAUUGAGUUCAGUAAACCGUUUAAGUAUCAGGGUAUAACCAUAUUGGAAAAGAAGCCAUCUCGCUCAUCAACUUUAGUAUCAUUCUUGCAACCGUUCUCCAACACACUCUGGAUAUUAGUGAUGGUGUCGGUGCACGUGGUGGCACUGGUGCUAUACCUGCUUGAUAGAUUCUCACCUUUCGGAAGGUUUAAAUUGGCGAACAUUGACGGUACAGAGGAGGACGCUUUGAAUCUUUCUAGUGCUAUUUGGUUUGCGUGGGGCGUGCUACUGAAUAGUGGUAUCGGAGAAGGCACCCCGCGCAGUUUCUCCGCGCGAGUGCUCGGUAUGGUAUGGGCCGGAUUUGCGAUGAUCAUCGUAGCGUCGUACACAGCUAACUUGGCCGCUUUUCUCGUGCUUGAACGCCCGAAGACAAAGCUGACUGGAAUAAACGAUGCAAGACUACGUAACACAAUGGAAAAUCUAACGUGUGCGACGGUAAAGGGCUCGGCAGUAGAUAUGUAUUUUAGACGCCAAGUUGAACUGUCCAAUAUGUACAGGACUAUGGAAGCCAACAACUAUGAUAAUGCUGAACAGGCCAUUCAAGACGUGAAAAACGGGAAACUUAUGGCAUUUAUUUGGGACUCCUCUCGUCUAGAAUUCGAAGCCGCACAGGACUGUGAACUGGUAACCGCUGGUGAAUUAUUUGGUCGAUCGGGAUAUGGAGUUGGUUUGCAAAAGGGAUCCCCAUGGGCGGACUUAGUCACUCUAGCAAUCCUAGAUUUUCAUGAAAGUGGUAUCAUGGAGUCUCUAGACAACCAAUGGAUACUUCGUAACAAUAUGCUCAAUUGCGAAGAAAACGAAAAAACACCGAACACUUUGGGUCUGAAAAACAUGGCGGGAGUAUUCAUUCUCGUUGCUGCUGGCAUUGUUGGCGGGAUAGUGCUGAUUAUCAUUGAAGUUGUAUAUAAGCGCCACCAAAUACGAAAACAGAAGAGGAUGGAGAUAGCUCGCCACGCGGCCGACAGGUGGCGCGGCACCGUUGAGAAACGGAAGUCGUUGCGAGCAUCGAUACUGCCAUCUCAGCGUCGUGCAAAGUCUAACGGAUUUAAAGAAGCCGGGACUAUUAGUUUGGUGGUGGAUAGAAGUGCAAGAAGACGUGAUGAGCCUCGCGUGCCAAGAUAUUUGCCAGCUUACACUCCUGAUGUAUCCCACCUUGUAGUUUAA